GGCUCCGUCGCCAUAGCGACCGGCGCUGGCGCCCGCGAAGGCUUGCGGGCCGGCCGGCGGGCUGCGCGUGUGGGCGCAGGUGGGCUCCGGCGGCGGCGGCGGCGGGGGGCCGCUGUCUUCCUCCGGCCUGGCCGCCGCCAUGGCGGGCGGCAGCGGCGACGUGCGGAAGGUCUUCCUCUUGACCACGACCCAGAAUUACUUCGGACUGGUGUCGGAGCCCUGGGACCAGCCGCUGACGUACAGCUGCCCUGAAAUCAACAACUUCCUGGACGACGGCAACCAGAUGCUCCUCCGGGUGCAGCGCACCGACGCCGGCGUCUCCUUCUCCAACGCGAUUGAUUUUGCUGACACAAAAGAUAAAGUGCUGGUGUUUUUCAAGCUGCGACCUGAAGUAAUUACUGAUCAGAAUCUACAUAAUAACAUUCUUGUUUCAUCUAUGUUAGAAUCACCUAUAAAUUCUCUUUACCAAGCAGUACGGCAAAUAUUUGCACCAAUGUUGUUAAAGGAUCAGGAAUGGAGCAGAAACUUUGAUCCCAAACUUCAGAAUCUUUUGAGUGAACUAGAAACUGGGUUGGGUAUAGUUCUACGAAGAUCAGACAUUAACUCAUCAAAAUUGAAAUUUAAGGAAGAUGAUACACGAGGUAUUCUAACACCAAGUGAUGAGUUCCAGUUUUGGGUAGAACAAGCUCAUCGUGGAAAUAAACAGAUUAAUAAAGAAAGAGCCAGUUAUUUUAAAGAAUUAUUUGAAACAGUUGCAAGAGAAUUUUAUAACUUGGACGGUCUCUCCUUAUUGGAGGUGGUUGACUUGGUGGAGACCACUCGGGAUGUUGUAGAUGAUGUGUGGAGACAAACAGAGCAUGAUCACUAUCCUGAGUCACGAAUGUUACAUCUCUUAGAUAUCAUAGGUGGUUCAUUUGGAAGAUUUGUUCAGAAAAAAUUGGGAACUUUGAAUCUGUGGGAAGAUCCUUAUCAUCUCGUGAAAGACAAUCUGAAAGCUGGUAUUUCAAUUUGUGAACAGUGGGUGGCCGCCUGUAAUCACCUAACAGGUCAGGCGUGGCAGCGCUAUGUCCCUCAUCCAUGGAAAAAUGAGAAAUACUUCCCUGAAACACUUGACAAACUUGGCAAACGCCUCGAAGAGGUUUUGGCUGUUAGAACAAUUCAUGAGAAACUUCUUUAUUUUUUACCUGCCAGUGAAGAGAAGAUCAUAUGCCUGACUCGAGUAUUUGAACCUUUUACUGGCCUGAAUCCUGUGCAGUAUAAUCCAUAUACUGAGCCUUUAUGGAAAGCUGCAGUGUCUCAAUAUGAAAAAAUUAUUGCACCUGCGGAACAAAAAAUAGCAGGAAAAUUGAAAAAUUAUAUUUCAGAAAUUCAGGAUAGUCCACAGCAGCUUCUUCAAGCAUUUCUGAAAUAUAAAGAGUUGGUGAAGCGUCCAACUAUAAGUAAAGAAUUGAUGUUAGAAAGAGAAACUUUGCUGGCAAGACUUGUGGACUCAGUUAAAGAUUUUCGGUUAGACUUUGAGAAUCGAUGCCGAGGAGUUCCUGGUGAAGCAUCUGGACCACUUUCUGGCAAAAACCUUUCGGAAGUUGUUAAUAAUAUAGUUUGGGUUCGCCAGUUGGAACUGAAGGUGGAUGAUACUAUCAAGAUUGCAGAAGCUCUUUUAUCUGACUUGUCAGGAUUUCGAUCUUUCCAUCGAAGUGCUGAAGAUCUCUUAGACCAGUUUAAACUGUAUGAACAAGAACAAUUUGACGAUUGGUCCCGGGACAUUCAGUCUGGUUUGUCUGAUUCCAGAUCUGGUUUGUGUAUCGAGGCUAAUAGUCGAAUUAUGGAAUUGGAUCCUAACGACGGAUCAUUAAGAGUGCAUUAUUCAGAUAGGUUGGUGAUUCUUCUGAGAGAAGUUCGUCAGCUCUCUGCACUUGGCUUUGUUAUUCCUGCCAAAAUACAGCAAGUUGCAAACAUUGCACAGAAAUUCUGCAAGCAAGCAAUUAUUCUUAAACAAGUGGCACAUUUUUACAAUUCUAUUGAUCAACAAAUGAUUCAAAGUCAGAGACCAAUGAUGCUACAGUCUGCAUUAGCAUUUGAACAGAUAAUUAAGCAUUCAAAAGCAGGAAGUGGGGGAAAGUCACAGAUUACUUGGGAUAAUCCUAAAGAAUUAGAAGGCUACAUCCAAAAACUCCAAAAUGCUGCUCAGCGACUUGCCACCGAAAACAGAAAACUGAGAAAAUGGCACACUACGUUUUGUGAGAAGGUGGUAGUUCUUAUGAAUAUUGAUCUGCUUCGGCAGCAACAGCGUUGGAAAGAUGGAUUACAAGAAUUGAGAACUGGAUUAGCCAGUGUAGAAGCUCAGGGGUUCCAGGCGAGUGACAUGAUUGCGUGGAGGCAGCACCUGAACCACCAGCUGUACAAAGCUCUGGAGCAUCAGUACCAGGUGGGCCUGGAGGCUCUCAGCGAGCACCUGCCCGAGAUCCGCGUGGACCUGACCUACAAACAGGGACGGUUACAGUUCAGGCCUCCUUUUGAAGAAAUCCGGGCUAAAUAUUACAGAGAAAUGAAGAGGUUCAUCGGCAUUCCCAAUCAGUUUAAGGGAGUGGGUGAGGCCGGCGAUGAGUCUAUUUUUUCUGUUAUGAUUGAUAGAAAUGCAAGUGGAUUUUUGACUAUUUUCAGCAAAGCUGAAGAUCUGUUUAGGAGAUUAUCAGCUGUUUUACAACAACAUAAGGAAUGGAUUGUAAUUGGGCAAGUUGAUAUGGAAGCUCUAGUGGAAAAGCAUCUUUCUACCGUCCAUGAUUGGGAGAGAAAUUUUAAAGCACUGAAAAUAAAAGGGAAAGAAGUAGAGCGACUUCCAAGUGUGGUCAAGGUAGAUUGUUUAAAUAUUAAUUGUAACCCUGUGAAGACUGUGAUUGAUGAUCUCAUCCAGAAGUUAUUUGAUACGCUUGUUCUUUCUUUGAAGAAGUCCAUCCAGGCUCACCUACAUGAAAUUGAUACGUUUGUUACUGAGGCUAUGGAAGUUUUAACAGUUAUGCCCCAGUCUGUGGAGGAGAUCGGCGAUGCAAAUUUACAGUAUAGUAAGCUACAAGAACGGAAACCAGAGGUGAGGAUUGCAAAGUAAAAAAAUGUUAGAAAUAAAAUAUGAAAGGGAAGUGAGGUUUUCUCUGAACUGAAUUAUAUAAACUCUUGACUCUUACAGAUUGAAGUAAUGAAAGGAAAUGUGAAGUCACGUCUUCAGAUCUACUAUCAAGAACUGGAAAAAUUUAAAGCUCGUUGGGACCAACUAAAGCCUGGUGACGAUAUUAUUGAAACUGGCCAGCAAAAUGCUCUUGAUGCAAGUGCCAGAUCAAUGAAAGAGAAAAGACUUGAGUUUGAUGAUCUUGAAGCCGUAAGGAAGAAGCUGGUUGAUGAUUGCCAUCAUUUUGGACUAGAAGAGCCCAACUUGUCCUUGGUGUAUAGCAUCUCCAAGGACAUUGAGAGCUGUGCACAGAUUUGGGCGCUUUAUGAAGAGUUUCAGCGGGGGCUUCAGGAAAUGGCCAGCGAAGACUGGAUUACGUUUCGGACUAAGACGUAUCUGUUGGAGGAGUUCUUGAUGACUUGGCACGACAGGUUACGGAAAGUGGAAGAACAUUCGGCCAUGACCGUGAAGUUGCAGUCAGAAGUCGACAGAUACAAAACUGUGAUACCUAUUUUGAAAUAUGUGAGAGGAGAGCAUCUAUCUCCAGAUCACUGGCUUGACCUUUUUCGUCUACUUGGUCUUCCUCGGGGGACUUGCCUGGAGAAGUUACUGUUUGGUGAUCUCCUCAGAGUAGCUGACACGAUUGUUGCCAAAGCUUCAGACCUUAAAGAUUUAAAUAGUCGGGCACAAGGUGAGGUUACAAUCAGAGAAGCUUUACGUGAACUUGAUCUUUGGGGAGUUGGAGCAGUAUUUACCUUGAUUGAUUACGAAGACAGCCAAAGUCGAACUAUCAAGCUAAUUAAAGACUGGAAAGACAUAGUGAAUCAAGUUGGAGAUAACAGGUGCCUUCUUCAGUCCUUAAAGGAUUCUCCUUAUUAUAAAGGAUUUGAAGAUAAAGUGUCAAUUUGGGAAAGAAAACUUGCAGAAUUAGAUGAAUACCUACAGAGUUUAAACCAUAUUCAGAGGAAGUGGGUAUAUCUGGAACCCAUUUUUGGCCGUGGAGCAUUGCCAAAAGAACAGACACGCUUCAACAGAGUUGAUGAGGAUUUUCGGUCAAUAAUGGCUGACAUCAAGAAAGACAAUAGAGUCACAACGUUAACUACCCACGCGGGAAUCAGAAAUUCUCUGCUGACGAUACUUGAUCAGCUUCAAAGAUGUCAGAAAUCAUUAAAUGAGUUUCUGGAGGAGAAACGCUCAGCGUUCCCCAGGUUUUAUUUCCUCGGUGACGAUGACCUGCUGGAGGUGCUGGGCCAGUCGACUAGCCCCUCGGUGAUCCAGUCGCACCUCAAAAAGCUGUUUGCUGGUAUUAACAGUGUGUGCUUCGAUGAAGAAUCUAAACAUAUAACUGCAAUGAAAUCUUUAGACGGAGAAGUUGUACCUUUUAAAAAUAAAGUUCUUCUAUCAAAUAAUGUAGAGACCUGGUUAAAUAAUUUAGCCUUGGAAAUGAAGCAGACUUUGAAGCAGUUGUUGAUAGAAUGUGUUACUGCUGGACGAAGUUGUCAAGGUUCAGUUGACCCAUCCUCGUUCCCUUCACAGAUACUAUGUUUGGCAGAGCAGAUUAAAUUCACUGAAGAUGUAGAAAAUGCUAUCAAAGACCAUAGUCUUCAUCAGAUUGAAACACAGCUGGUGACUAAGCUAGAGCACUAUACUGCCGUUGAUACAAGUUCGGAGGAUCCAGGGAACACUGAAUCUGGCAUUCUGGAGCUUAAACUUAAAGCAUUGAUUCUUGAUAUUAUUCAUAAUAUUGAUGUGGUAAAGCAGUUAAACCAAGUUCAAGUUCAUACAACUGAAGACUGGGCCUGGAAAAAACAAGUCAGAUUUUAUAUGAAAAGUGAUCACACGUGUUAUGUGCAAAUGGUGGAUUCUGAACUUCAGUAUACUUACGAGUAUCAGGGCAAUGCUCCCAAGCUGGUUUAUACGCCGCUGACGGACAAGUGCUACCUCACCCUCACUCAAGCCAUGAAGAUGGGUCUCGGAGGAAACCCUUACGGGCCAGCUGGGACUGGAAAAACUGAAUCAGUCAAGGCCUUGGGUGGACUUCUUGGAAGACAAGUUUUAGUCUUUAAUUGUGAUGAGGGCAUCGAUGUGAAGUCAAUGGGACGAAUUUUUGUUGGUUUGGUAAAGUGUGGGGCCUGGGGCUGUUUUGAUGAAUUCAAUAGACUAGAAGAAUCUGUGCUGUCAGCCGUGUCUACACAGAUCCAGACAAUUCAAGACGCUUUGAAGAAUCACAGAACUGUGUGCGAACUGCUUGGCAAGGAGGUAGAAAUAAAUUCUAAUUCUGGAAUUUUUAUCACAAUGAAUCCUGCUGGAAAGGGUUAUGGAGGACGACAGAAGCUACCUGACAAUCUUAAACAGCUUUUCAGGCCAGUAGCCAUGUCUCGUCCAGACAAUGAGCUUAUUGCAGAAGUUAUUCUGUAUUCAGAAGGCUUCAAGGAUGCCAAAGUCUUGGGCAGAAAAUUGGUAGCUAUCUUCAAUCUCUCCAGGGAACUUUUGACGCCUCAGCAACAUUACGACUGGGGUCUGAGAGCCUUGAAGACUGUUCUUAGAGGAAGUGGAGGCCUUCUUAGGCAGCUGAAGAAAAGCGGCAUUAAACAGAAUGUUGAUGAAAGUCAAAUUGUGGUACAAGCGCUGAGGCUUAAUACAAUGUCAAAGUUUACGUUUGCUGACUGCUCACGGUUUGAUGCGCUGAUUAAAGAUGUGUUUCCUGGGAUCGACUUGAGAGAAGUGGAAUAUGGUGAACUGAGUUCUGCACUACAGCGAGUCUUUGAGGAGGCCAGCUAUGAAAUCAUACCGGAUCAGAUCAAGAAGGCUUUAGAAUUGUAUGAACAGUUACGCCAAAGAAUGGGAGUUGUCAUUGUUGGCCCAAGUGGUGCUGGGAAAUCAACCCUGUGGAGGAUGUUAAGGGCAGCGCUGGGCAGAAUUGGCAAAGUGGUCAAACAGUAUACCAUGAAUCCCAAAGCUAUGCCUCGACGUCAGCUGUUAGGCCAUAUUGACAUGGAUACCAGGGAAUGGUCUGAUGGCGUUUUGACAAACAGCGCUCGCCAAGUGGUCCGAGAACCUCAAGAUGUCAGCUCAUGGAUAAUAUGUGAUGGUGAUAUUGACCCCGAAUGGAUAGAGUCCCUGAAUUCAGUUCUGGAUGACAAUCGACUCCUCACCAUGCCCAGCGGAGAAAGGAUUCAGUUUGGCCCAAAUGUUAACUUUAUAUUUGAAACUCAUGAUUUAAGUUGUGCCUCGCCAGCCACAAUAUCUAGAAUGGGAAUGAUCUUUCUUAGUGAUGAAGAGACAGAUGUUAAUUCUCUGAUAAAAUCUUGGUUGAAGAAUCAGCCUCCUAAUUAUAGGAAUAAUCUUGAAAACUGGAUUGGAGAUUACUUUGAAAAGGCUUUACAGUGGAUUCUGAAGCAGAAUGACUAUGUGGUUGAAACAAGUUUGGUUGGGACUGUGAUGAACGGUCUGUCACAUCUACGUGGAUGCCAAAAUCAUGACCAGUUUAUUAUUAAUCUCAUACGGGGACUUGGCGGAAAUCUGAACAUGAAAUCACGUCUGGAAUUCACCAAAGAGGUUUUUAAUUGGGCACGAGAAUCUCCUCCAGACCCUCACAAACCAAUGGAUACUUACUAUGACUCGAGUAGAGGACGAUUAGCAUCUUACGUGCUGAAGAAGCCAGAAAACUUGACGGCCGAUGAUUUCAGUAAUGGCCAGACUCUCCCCGUCAUUCAGAUUCCUGACAUGCAGCGAGGGCUGGAUUAUUUCAAACCGUGGUUAAGUUCUGAUACUAAACAGCCAUUUAUUCUUGUAGGACCAGAAGGAUGUGGCAAAGGGAUGCUGCUAAGGUAUGCCUUUUCCCAGCUCCGGUCCACUCAGAUCGCUGCAGUUCACUGUAGUGCCCAGACCACGUCUCGGCAUCUCCUGCAGAAGCUGAGCCAGACCUGCAUGGUGAUCAGUACUAACACGGGUCGCGUGUACAGACCGAAGGACUGUGAGAGACUUGUUCUGUACCUGAAAGAUAUCAACCUGCCCAAGCUUGACAAAUGGGGCACUAGCACUUUGGUUGCUUUCCUGCAACAGGUACUGACAUAUCAAGGAUUUUAUGAUGAAAAUUUGGAAUGGGUUGGUUUAGAAAAUAUUCAGAUUGUGGCUUCUAUGUCAGCUGGAGGAAGACUGGGAAGACAUAAGCUGACCACCAGAUUUACUUCCAUUGUUCGUCUUUGUGCUGUGGAUUACCCAGAAAGAGAGCAAUUACAGACAAUUUAUGGAGCAUAUUUGGAACCCGUUCUCCAUAAAAAUCUGAAGAAUCACUCUAUUUGGGGCUCUUCAUCAAAAAUCUACCUCUUAGCGGGAUCUAUGGUCCAAGUCUAUGAACAGGUGCGGGCCAAAUUUACAGUUGAUGAUCAUAGUCACUAUUUCUUUACUCCUUGCAUCCUUACCCAGUGGGUUCUUGGCUUAUUCAGAUAUGAUUUAGAAGGAGGAUCCUCAAAUCACCCACUAGAUCAUGUAUUAGAAAUCGUAGCUUAUGAAGCACGGCGCUUAUUUCGUGACAAAAUUGUUGGUGCCAAGGAACUUCAUUUAUUUGACAGCAUUUUAACAUCUGUGUUUCAAGGAGAUUGGGGCUCAGAUGUAUUAGACAAUAUGGCAGACAGUUUCUAUGUUACAUGGGGAGCCCGACACAACUCAGGAAUAAGGGUGGCCCCAGGACAGUCACUGCCUCCCCAUGGAAAACCACUCGGAAAACUGAAUUCUGCGGAUCUCAAGGAUGUUAUUAGAAAGGGCCUCAUUCAUUAUGGACGAGAUAGCCAGAAUUUAGAUAUUUUACUUUUCCAAGAAAUGCUGGAGUAUAUGUCUCGGAUCGACAGGGUGCUGAGCUUCCCUGGAGGCUCCCUCCUCCUGGCAGGACGGAGUGGCGUGGGCCGGCGGACCAUUACUUCCCUCGUCAGUCAUAUGCAUGGAGCCGUGCUGUUUUCUCCAAAGAUUUCCAGAGGCUAUGAACUGAAGCAGUUCAAAAAUGAUCUCAAACACGUGCUGCAUCUUGCAGGGAUUGAAGCCCAGCAGGUGGUUCUGCUUCUCGAGGAUUACCAGUUCGUGCAUCCUGCGUUUCUGGAGAUGAUCAAUAGCCUUUUGUCUUCAGGUGAAGUUCCUGGACUCUAUACCCUGGAAGAAUUAGAGCCUUUGCUGUUGCCUCUCAAGGAUGAGGCUUCGCAGGAUGGUUUUUUCGGACCAGUCUUCAAUUACUUCACAUAUAGAAUUCAACAAAACUUGCAUAUCGUCUUGAUAAUGGAUUCUGCAAAUUUAAACUUCAUAAUAAACUGUGAGAGUAAUCCAGCUUUGCAUAAGAAAUGCCAGGUGUUGUGGAUGGAGGGUUGGUCAGAUAGCAGCAUGAGGAAAAUACCUGAAAUGUUAUUCAGUGAAACAGAUGGCGAAGAAAAAUACAGCGACAAAAAAAGGAAAGUAGAAAAGAAAAAAAACUCAGUUGAUCCUGAUUUUCUAAAAUCAUUUUUAUUAAUCCAUGAAUCUUGUAAAGCAUGUGGUGCUACCCCAAGCCGAUACAUGACCUUUUUACGCGUGUAUUCUGCCAUCAGUAGCAGCAAGAAAAACGAACUGUUAAAAAGACAAAGUCAUUUGCAGGCUGGUGUGUCUAAACUGAAUGAAGCUAAAGCUCUUGUGGACGAGCUGAACAGAAAAGCUGGAGAACAAAGUGUGUUACUUAAAACUAAGCAAGACGAAGCAGAUGCUGCUCUGCAAGAGAUCACAGUGUCAAUGCAGGAUGCUAGUGAGCAAAAGACAGAACUUGAAAGACUGAAGCACAAAAUAGCAGAAGAAGUUGUUAAAAUUGAAGAAAGAAAAAACAAAAUUGACGAUGAAUUAAAGGAGGUGCAGCCUCUAGUCAAUGAAGCUAAACUAGCAGUUGGAAACAUUAAGCCAGAAUCUCUUUCAGAAAUUCGCUCACUGCGUAUGCCACCUGAUGUCAUCAGAGAUAUUCUUGAGGGCGUUUUAAGGUUGAUGGGUAUCUUUGAUACAUCUUGGGUGAGCAUGAAAAGUUUCCUUGCAAAAAGAGGUGUAAGAGAAGACAUAGCAACUUUUGAUGCACGAAAUAUUCCCAAGGAAAUAAGAGAGAGCGUUGAAGAACUUCUUUAUAAAAAUAAGGGAUCUUUUGAUUCAAAGAAUGCGAAGCGGGCCAGCACGGCGGCCGCCCCUCUGGCUGCGUGGGUCAGAGCAAACGUCCAGUACUCCCACGUCCUGGAGCGCAUUCAGCCUCUGGAAACUGAGCAAGCGGGAUUAGAAUCAAAUUUGAAGAAAACUGAAGACAGAAAAAGGAAACUAGAGGAGCUUCUAAAUUCUGUUGGCCAGAAAGUAUCAGAACUCAAAGAGAAAUUCCAGAGCAGGACGUCAGAAGCCACCAAACUGGAAGCUGAAGUGAGCAGAGCGCAGGAGACAAUCCAAGCCGCGGAGGUCCUGAUCAGUCAGCUCAAUAGAGAGCACAAGCGCUGGAAUGCACAGGUUGCAGAGAUAACAGAGGAAUUAGCUACUCUUCCUAAGAGAGCUCAGCUAGCUGCUGCAUUUAUUACGUAUCUUUCUGCUGCUCCUGAAGGUCUGAGAAAAACCUGUUUGGAAGAAUGGACCAAAUCAGCUUGUCUUGAAAAAUUUGAUCUAAGGAGAUUUCUUUGUACUGAAAGUGAGCAGUUAAUUUGGAAAAGUGAAGGCCUACCAUCCGAUGACCUUUCCAUAGAAAAUGCUCUUGUUAUCUUGCAGAGUCAAGUAUGCCCAUUCCUUAUAGACCCUUCUUCUCAAGCUACAGAGUGGUUAAAGACACAUUUGAAAGACUCACGUUUGGAAGUUAUUAACCAGCAGGAUAGUAACUUUAUUACAGCUCUUGAGUUGGCGGUACGUUUUGGGAAAACCCUUAUUAUACAAGAGAUGGAUGGUGUAGAACCUGUUCUUUAUCCAUUAUUGAGACGAGAUCUGGUUGCUCAAGGACCGCGUUAUGUGGUACAAAUAGGUGACAAAAUUAUUGACUACAAUGAAGAAUUCCGCCUUUUCUUGUCAACAAGAAACCCGAAUCCCUUCAUCCCGCCAGAUGCAGCCUCCAUCAUUACGGAGGUUAACUUCACUACAACAAGAAGUGGGUUGCGAGGACAGCUUUUGGCUUUAACUAUUCAGCAUGAGAAACCUGACUUAGAGGAGCAGAAAACAAAACUAUUACAACAGGAAGAAGAUAAGAAAAUACAGUUAGCCAAGCUUGAGGAAUCUCUUUUAGAGACACUUGCCACAUCCCAAGGGAAUAUUUUGGAAAAUAAGGAUUUGAUUGAAUCUUUGAAUCAGACAAAAGCAAGCAGUGCACUUAUUCAGGAGUCACUGAAAGAAUCUUACAAACUCCAGAUUUCCCUUGACCAAGAGCGGGACGCCUACCUUCCUCUGGCCGAGAAUGGCAGCAAGAUGUACUUCAUUAUCUCUGACUUGUCCAAAAUUAAUAACAUGUACCGUUUUAGUUUGGCUGCAUUUCUCCGACUUUUCCAGCGAGCUCUGCAAAACAAACAGGAUUCUGAAAAUACAGAACAGAGAAUCCAGUCUCUUAUCAGCUCAUUAAAACAUAUGGUCUAUGAAUAUAUAUGCCGUUGUCUAUUUAAGGCUGAUCAGUUGAUGUUCGCUUUGCAUUUUGUUCGAGGCAUGCAUCCUGAACUUUUUCAAGAAAAUGAAUGGGAUACGUUUACAGGUGUGGUUGUUGGAGACAUGUUGCGGAGAUCUGACUCUCAGCAGAGGAUCCGGGAUCAGCUCCCGUCUUGGAUAGACCAGGAACGAAGCUGGGCGGUGGCGACACUGAAGGUAUUCAGGACUUUUCUACUGUGGGGAGUACUUAAACUUCUUCUCUAUUUGAGUUAUCUGUUUAUUUUUUUUACGUGCUCCCUAUUAAUACUCAGUGUUGAUAUUUCUGUGUAUAUGCCAUCAAAUCCCUGGGUAAAAGGAUAUCAGAGAAUUAAUUAUUCUAUUCUGAUUAGUCCUUUAAUCCUUAGUUAAAUCUUUCAUUCAACA
Molecule: messenger RNA, 11182 nt
Organism: Mirounga angustirostris (Northern elephant seal)
Lineage: Eukaryota; Metazoa; Chordata; Mammalia; Carnivora; Phocidae
Gene: DYNC2H1
Product: dynein cytoplasmic 2 heavy chain 1
Exons: 72
Biological process (GO): microtubule-based movement
Cellular component (GO): dynein complex
Molecular function (GO): dynein intermediate chain binding; minus-end-directed microtubule motor activity; ATP hydrolysis activity
Source: RefSeq, a predicted model, not a curated record